Messenger RNA from Penicillium malachiteum, 1221 nucleotides. Its product is annotated as FYV10 family protein. Gene Ontology annotation, biological process: proteasome-mediated ubiquitin-dependent protein catabolic process. The record is from RefSeq and is a predicted model, not a curated record. Gene Ontology annotation, molecular function: ubiquitin protein ligase activity; protein binding. The coding region runs from base 1 to 1221 and encodes 406 amino acids. NCBI's taxonomy places the organism in Eukaryota, Fungi, Ascomycota, Eurotiomycetes, Eurotiales, Aspergillaceae. The transcript has 4 exons. Gene Ontology annotation, cellular component: cytoplasm; nucleus; GID complex.
AUGGCAGCCGAACUCACCUCAGUACAGCUGAAUCCGGAAAGUCACUACAUUCUGGAACAACCGCUUCUCCGAGUACCCCAUGAACUUGCCAGAAAAAAUUUCAAAACCGUACAACGAGUAGUUGAACGAGAGAAAGAAUAUGUGAUUCCCGCUCUUCUGGACGCAGCCAAUGGCUCCAUAUCUCUCAAUCAAACUCCCGACCAGACACUAGCCGCUCUUGAUGCCAUGAUAUCCCGCAUGCAAGGAUUAAAAAGGAAAAUGGAAGGAUUGCAAGAGGAGGAACGCAGAAUCCAAGAUCAAUCUCGAAAACGCAUUCAGCAUCUUCAAGCACUAGAUCAGAUUCCGAGCUUGGCCGAUGUUAAAUAUGAUCAGUGGUCCCGGGUACGAUUGGACCGGUUACUUGUUGAUCAUAUGUUGCGAUCAGGUCAUGCGGAGAGUGCUAAACAGCUUGCACAAGAGCGAGAGAUUGAAGAUCUGGUUGAUAUUGGGGUGUUUACACAAUGCCAACGCAUAGUUCACAGUCUAAGUCAAGGUGACACCAAGGAUGCAUUGCAGUGGUGUGGAGAAAAUAAGGCGGCAUUGAAGAAGAGUCAGCACAACCUGGAGUUCGAGGUGCGGUUACAACAAUACAUCGAGAUGGUGCGGUCACCGGAUCAGUCAAAGAAGCUUGAGGCUAUCUUGCAUGCACGAAAAUAUCUUAUCCCAUACAGAGAUGCUCAGGGGAGAGAAGUGAUGAAAGCAGCAGGACUGCUGGUCUAUAACCAGAAGACCCGGUCAGAGCCAUACAAGAACCUGUUCUCUCCAGAAAGAUGGACCUAUCUAUCUAGUCUCUUUGUCAAGACCCAUCAUGAGCUUCUAUCUCUGCCUUCUCAACCACUCCUACACAUUGCCUUAUCUGGCGGACUAUCCGCGCUAAAGACACCACUGUGUCACUCUGCGUAUACGUCACCCAGCUCGAACUCACAGUCAACAAAGACAUCAGUAUGUCCGAUCUGCUCGACAGAGCUGAAUGAACUGGCGCGCAAGAUGCCAUAUGCGCACCACUCCAAGAGUUACGUAGAGCCGGAUGCGAUUGUCCUACCGAAUGGGCGAGUGUAUGGCAAGGCUCGACUCUUGGAGAUCAGUAAGAAUCUCGGAGCAGUUGAUGAAGGCAAGGUCAAAGAUCCGACAACAGGUCAAGUCUAUGAUGAAAGUGAGAUGAAGAAAGUCUACAUAAUGUAA